CAAGACUCCAAGUACAGUGAGCUUUUAAAUAACAAAGCUGGUGUUUAUAGAGAUUUAGAUUUAAAAUGUUUUCAUGCUUGCUGCUCUCUAAAAAUCAUCCUGCAAAAGGAAAUUGGUAUUAAAAUGUGGCAGAGCACAAUGUGUAUACUAAAGCAGAGACUGAUUGCAGGCAAACUAACUGAAAAUUAGGCAAUGAUAUAUUGGUCUACUAAGGGAGCUUGGAGUUCAGCAGAGACUGGCUCAUGUUUGUUUAAGUAUGAGCGCUACCUUUUGUCUGUCAUGUUUGUAAAGGUGCUUUCAUCCAAGGAGCAGACUGUGUCCUUGGAAACCCUAGCAACAAGGUCAAUAUAAUAAUAAUUCAAGGAACAGGAAUCAGGUCAAGGUAUUUUUAAUUAAAAACUGGAUUUGUCAAAAGAACAUGAGCCAGCCAGUCAAAACAAAUUUGAGCGUAGCCUCCAGUGGUAAAGCUCUCUCUCUCACACACACACACAUACACACACACACACACACACUACUGCAUAAAGGCAGUGACACACACACACACACACACACACACACACACACACACACACACUACAGCAUAAAGGCAGUGAGAGAGAAAAUAAACCAAAAGAGAAACCCUGGGUAGCAGUGGAAGGCAAUCACCUUCCAGUCCUGUGCUGAUUCAGAGCACUUGUUCUGUAAACCAUCUCAUGGGUCACUAGAGGAGCCUUUGGCGACCCUGAGAGUUCCCUUGGAAUCACACUCCUACAUACUUAACAAGGGACACCUCGACUCCUAGCUGAAAUGCAGACCAGCCUCCCCUACUCAAGAGUAGCACCUAUUCCAGGAUGAAUAAAUAUAAACCCGUUCCCAAGCUCUCUAGCCAGUCUCCCGUCCAUCACACCAACUUGAGGAUCCCGCCUUCGGGCAGACCCUUUAAGAAAGAAGACUUCUUAAACCUGAUUUCAAAAGACUCCUUAGAAUCGGAUUCAGAAAGCCUCCCUCAAGAGGCUAAGUCCUGGUCUGAUAUUAAGGACCAAAUCCAGGACAAAGAUAUGGAGCCUGACAGCUUGGAGGAGGACAGCCCAAGUGAGACAGAAGAGGCAGUGAACAGAAAAGCAGCCCACAACACUAACAGGGAAGACCUAAGUGCUCAUGAUGCUGGUGUGAAUCACAGCCAACAUCAGGUAGAAGACAAAUACUCAGACCUCCGAUAUGAUCCCAACUGGAAGAACAAAAGAGAGGAGGGGCAGCCAUUGGCUGGAGAAGCAUUACCAGGGUCUGCAGAUAGCUCUUCAGAAAACCUGCCUUUGGCUCCGCUCUACCCUUCCAGAGAGCCAUCCAUGGGACUCUCCGCUGGGAAAGGCAAAGAAAAGAAGAGUCCUCAGAGCGAAGCCUCCUUACUUGGAAGCGAAUUUCUGAGCCCAAAGUAUGAACGUAGCACCCGUCAAAAUGGGUUCUUCUCAGAACUAAGCGACAGUGACCAGGAGGAGAAAUCCAGCGGCCUGUCUCAGUACCUAAAGAGCUCAAGCUCACACAACGACGUUUUCCUGCCGGGGUCACGUGGCCCGCGCAGAAGGAAGUCCAAACAAUAUUUUGUGGAAAAAAACAAGCUGACUUUGGGGUUACCUAUGCCUAAAACAGACUCUUACCUUCAACUUCACAAUAAGAAGAGAGGAGAGACCCGCCUCGAACAGAUUUCCUACCCCGUCAGAGAUACUGACAAGAUGACUGUCCAGAAUGACAAAGAAGUCGAAAACACUUUCAUGGAUCCUGAGGACAAAUGGCAUCAGAGAGCAAAGCAGCUCAAGAAUUACCAAGAACAUCUGUCUCAGUACGAAGAUACAAAAUCAGGCAAUGUCCCAAGAGGUCAGUCUUCCGAUGCAGCCAAUGGCCAGCAACCUUCCAGAAGAACUGCCAAGGCCAGGGUUCGGAAACAGAGGAAACACCAGAAAGGCCUGAAAUCUCUUGGGACAAAAGAGCUUGUUGUCAGUCAAAAUAAUCAGAAUAACCCUUUCCAGCAACCACAGAACCAAAGGCAGACUGCGGAUGCCUCAGCAAAGCAUGAGCUGGCUGCACAAACGAACGCUUCUAACCCCAAUUUACAGGACGCCAGAACGCUCACCCACAAUCCCAAAGUCACCUCCGACUCUUUCGUUUCACCUAAGCAGGCUUUAGACAGAGCUUUAUAUAAAAACUCCAUCUCAGGACUGAACGCUAAUAAAAGACGAGGACACAGACGUGAGGAAGAGAGAAUUCUGUAUCAGCCGCAGCCCAUCUACGUGUUUUCUGAUACACAUCUGCAGGACUUUAAUGAACUUCCUCACAGACACGAGUCCCCGAGCCAGAGAGCCCCUCAGUCCGAUCACCACAUGAACACACACAGGUCAACGAAGACAAAGAAGCCAGCCAAACAACCGCAGGCAGAGACGAAAUACAAGAACAUAGAGAUGCUCUGGAAAUUCCACUCUUCCUCAGACAUGGAACCCGCGAGUGCCUCGCCAGACUCCCGGCUUGCCCAGAUCAUGGAACAGCACCAGCAAGCCUUGAUGCAGCUGGCAGAGGUGCAGCCCAGCGAGGGCUCUCUGGCCAGCAUCAUACUCCCACCUAUCCUGUCCAGGGUAGAAAGUGAAUCGCAGCUCAAUUCAGAGAGAAGCCACAGACACCAGGUGAAGAUGGCCCGUAGUAAUUCGGAAGGCUACCUGCUUCAGCUGGAGAGAGGAAAGAGACACAGGAAGCGAAGCAGCACAAAGAGUUCCAAGCUGAAAGGCUAUCAGAAAAGAGACGUGAAGCUUGGAGGCCUGGGACCUGACUUUGCAUCCGUCAGAGACAAAAUGCAAAUGUUAAUGCAGCAAAAAGAAUACGCACAGCAAGUCAAGGAUUACAACAUGAAGGCCCUGUCCAUUCUGUCCAAACCACAGACAUCAAAAACCGAGAGUAAAUCUGCGAUUUCUCGGAAGAAGGCUUUGGACUAUGCUAAGACCAUCCCCAAACCCAAACCACCAAAUCUACCUGAUCAAACAGCAAAGAAAACUAAGAACUCAAGGCACAGUGAAAAAGAAGGAGGCUUACCAGAAAUUUCCCUGUUGGAGAUCCUGCAGAGCAGACACGAGCGGGAAAAGCAGGCUGUGGCUGCUUUCAAAGUCCUUCACAUCGUCUAGACAGCGUUUAGUGGGGAUCAAAAGUGCUAUGCAAGGGACAUGGAGAAAAAAAAGUAGACAGUUCCACAGUGAGUGGUAAGCUGGCACUGCCGCCUGCCCGCCACCCUUGUCUGCACUGUGCAGAAGUUAAUGGUGGUGUGUUUAACCUUCUGGAAAGAAAAAUACAUACAAUUAUUUAUUUCAAAUCUGUUAGAAUUUGGACAGAUAGAUGGCUAGACAAUAAAGCCUUUGGUUUUAUAUUGGAUCUUCUGAUUUGUCAAACUACCUUUGCGCUUCUUCAUAACAUAGCAUAGCAUAGCAUAACAUAACAUAUGUACAUACUUCAGUUUUUCCUGAAAAUGAGUUUGGCUGACCUCGUCACAGAGGUAACAUGUCCAAAAUAAUACUUUUGCUUUCAAGUCUCAAAAAAGUCUUAUAUAUAAAGUUGACAAUUUGAAAAUUCAUCUAGAUAUGCAGAUUGAAAUAGGAAAAAAAUCCUGAUCUCGUUCUAACACAUCACUCAGACUAAGGCAUUAAUCAUAAAUCCCACAAGUGUAGGGAAAUCCACCGCAGAUCACUUUAUGGUCAAAGCCACUGACUCCACAUCUAUAAAUUUAUGGGGCAUCUUGUUAUCAUUGUGGUUAUCUUCAAAUAUUAUUAAAUGCCUGUACUUCAGAGUUUACGACGAAUGUAAAUAUUCAUAUUCAUU
Mus musculus (house mouse) is the source of this 3831-nucleotide messenger RNA. RefSeq names its product junctional cadherin complex regulator (gene Jhy). Lineage: Eukaryota; Metazoa; Chordata; Mammalia; Rodentia; Muridae. The transcript has 9 exons. Gene Ontology annotation, cellular component: extracellular region. Bases 831 to 3143 code for a protein of 770 amino acids. The record is from RefSeq and is marked validated.